AUGGCGGCGGAGGCGGCGGAGCGGAGCCUGCGGCUGCUGCGGGACGAGCGGGAGGCCGAGCUCGCCCAGAGCAGGGCCUGGCAGGAAAGUGUGUCCCUGAAGGAGCUGCAGCGCGGGGGAGUCUGCUUGCUGAAGCUCCAAGCUGUCAGCCAGAGGACUGGCCUCUAUGGGCGGCAGCUGGUCACCUUCCAGCCUAGGAGCCAUGAGGCCAACACCGACCUGCCCUGCAACAGCUUUGGACCUGGGGACAUUGUGGGCCUGUACAGCUCGGCUGGGCAGGGGGACCCCCUCUGCACAGGCAUUGUCACACGUGUCACCUCCAGAGCUGUGACUGUGGCCUUUGAGGAGUCCCAGGAGGGGCUGCCCAGCCUGGAGCCAGACUGCUCCUACCACCUGCUGAAGCUGGCCAACGACAUCACCUACAAUAGGCUGAAGAGAGCUCUGCAGGCGCUGAAGCAGUACCGCACUGGGCCAGCCUCGGACCUGAUCAAUGUCCUCUUCUUCUCUGCUGCCCCAAGGGCAUCCAGUGAGACAAAGCCUCCAAAGUUUUUCAAUGACUCUCUGGAUGCAUCACAGAGGGAAGCUGUCACCUUCUCCCUGGCACAGAGGGAGCUUGCCAUCAUCCAUGGACCACCUGGCACAGGGAAGACCACCACACUGGUAGAGAUAAUCCUGCAGGCUGUACAGCAAGGCCUGAAAGUGCUGUGCUGUGCCCCCUCCAAUGUGGCUGUGGAUAACCUGGUGGAGAGGCUGGCUGGCUGCAGCGUGCCCAUGCUGCGGCUGGGACACCCUGCCCGGCUGCUGGAGCCCAUCCACAGGCACUGCCUGGACGCGGUCCUGGCCCAGGGGGACUCUGCCCAGCUGGUGGCAGACAUCAGGAAGGACAUUGACCAGGCCCUCGCAAAAAGCAAAAAAGCUCAAGAGAAAGGGGAGCGAAGCCUCUUCCUCAGUGAGCUGAAGGUGCUGAGAAAGGAGCUGAAGCAAAGGGAAGAAGCUGCUAUGGCUGCAGCCCUCACCCAGGCCAGCGUUGUCCUUGCUACCAAUACAGGUGCUUCCUCCGAUGGCCCUCUGAAGCUGCUUCCCGAGAACCACUUUGAUCUGGUGGUGAUAGAUGAGUGUGCUCAGGCCCUGGAAGCCAGCUGCUGGAUCCCUCUGCUGAAGGCUCCCAAGUGCAUCCUAGCAGGGGAUCACAAGCAGCUGCCCCCCACCAUCAUCUCUCACAAGGCUGCAGCGGAGGGGCUGAGCGUGAGCCUGCUGGAGCGGCAGGCGGCGCACUGGGGGCAGCAGGCGGUGCGCAUGCUGCGGCUGCAGUACCGCAUGCACCAGGCCAUCAUGCACUGGGCCUCCGCGGAGCUCUACGGCGGCCAGCUCGCCGCACACCCCUCCGUCGCCCACCACCUGCUCAGGGACCUGCCGGGCGUCACGGCGACAGAAGAGACCAACGUCCCCCUGCUGCUGAUAGACACUGCUGGCUGUGGCCUCUUUGAGCUGGAAGUGGAAGAUGAACAGUCUAAGGGCAAUCCAGGGGAGGUGCAGCUGGCUGGUUUGCACAUCCAGGCCCUGGUGGAAGCUGGUGUGAAGGCCAAAGACAUUGCUGUUAUAGCUCCCUACAACCUGCAGGUGGACAUGCUGAGGGAGCACCUCUGCCACAAGUACCCAGAGCUGGAAGUGAAAUCAGUGGAUGGCUUCCAGGGAAGAGAGAAGGAGGCAGUGGUCCUGUCACUGGUGAGGUCCAACAAGAAAGGUGAGGUUGGGUUCCUGGCCGAGGAGCGGAGGCUGAACGUGGCUGUGACCCGCGCCCGGCGCCAUGUGGCCCUGGUGUGUGACAGCCGCACCGCCGGCUGCCAGCCCUUCCUGCAGCGCCUGCUGGCACACUUCGGCCAGCACGGGGAGGUGCGCUCUGCAUUCCAGUACCUGGACGACAUCGUGCCGCAGAACUACACCCAGCCGGGGGGCAGAGGAGCAAAGCUGCCUGCAGCAGCUGGCCCCAAGCCCGGGGGGAGGAAGCUCAAAGCCGCCGCUGCCUCCAAACCGGCGACGCCGAGGCCAGAAGCCGCCCACGGAGCCGAGAGAGAGAGCCCGGGGACAAAAGACGGUGCCGACAGGCUUAGGGCCAUGCUGGAGGCCUUCCUGGAGAGCAGCGAGGUGCAGCUGGACUUGCCCCCGAGCCUCAGCUCCCACGAGCGGCUGCAGCUGCACCUGCUGGCCGAGGAGCUGGGGCUACAGCACGCCAGCAGCGGGCAGGGCAGGCAGCGCUACCUCCGCCUCCGCAAGAGCCACCCUGCCCGGCCCCCGCCGCACGCAGCCCCCGCCCCGAGCAGCCAGCCGUCCCCUCCUCAGCCACCACCUCCCGGCGAGGAAAGCACGGUCCCUGCUGGGCCGGGAGAAAGCAGCGAGGCCCCAGCAGACCUGAAAACCCUGCACCUGGAGAGGGUUCAGAGGGAGAAAGCCAGACGGGAGGAGGCAGCCAGGAAGGCUCCAGAGCCCAGUGCCAGCCUUCAGGGCAGCAGCAGGAGAAAAGACAAAAGUGAAGCCAAAGGGAAGGCAGCAGCAAGGAGCGGAGCAGGCAGCACGGCGGAGGAGGACAUCGACGCUCUGAUCUCUGCUGCUGUGCGAGCUGACAGCACCUGCGGCUUCCCCCCCUGCAGAGCCAGCGUCACAGUCCUGGGACAGCUCUGUCCCCACUGCCGCCGGCGCUACUGCCUCAGCCACCACAUGCCCGAGGUCCAUGGCUGUGGGGAGAAGGCCAAGGCCCAGGCACGGCAGAGGAUCAGCAGAGAAGGGAUCCUCUACCCUGGGAGUGGCUCCAAGGACAAGUCCCUGGACCCAGCCAGGAGAGCUCAUCUCCAGCAGCGUCUCGACAAGAAGCUCAAUGAGCUGACCAGCCAGAGGAAGGGCAAAAAGAAAGAGAGGGAGAAAUGAAAGAUCCAAACCCUUCCUUUGUAACCUUGGAGUCCCAGGUCAGAUACCAUAAACCAAAGAUGCUGCUAAAGCUCCAGGGCUGUCCUGAGCCAGGGAGAAGGGCAGGAGCUCUCCUUUUCGGGUGGCAGACAGCUUGGAGCCUGAAGUC
This is a messenger RNA of Indicator indicator, 3070 nucleotides long. RefSeq names its product immunoglobulin mu DNA binding protein 2 (gene IGHMBP2). Gene Ontology annotation, molecular function: RNA binding; ATP binding; 5'-3' DNA helicase activity. Bases 1 to 2922 code for a protein of 973 amino acids. Lineage: Eukaryota; Metazoa; Chordata; Aves; Piciformes; Indicatoridae. The transcript has 15 exons. The record is from RefSeq and is a predicted model, not a curated record.